Eriocheir sinensis (Chinese mitten crab) is the source of this 2714-nucleotide messenger RNA. RefSeq names its product oocyte zinc finger protein XlCOF6.1-like. The transcript is spliced from 2 exons. Gene Ontology annotation, biological process: regulation of DNA-templated transcription. The record is from RefSeq and is a predicted model, not a curated record. Gene Ontology annotation, molecular function: RNA polymerase II cis-regulatory region sequence-specific DNA binding; DNA-binding transcription factor activity, RNA polymerase II-specific. The coding region runs from base 752 to 2092 and encodes 446 amino acids. NCBI's taxonomy places the organism in Eukaryota, Metazoa, Arthropoda, Malacostraca, Decapoda, Varunidae.
AUAUUCCUGCCCUCAUAAUUCCUGUUUUGCUAAUUAUCCUUAUUAUUUUACCUCUAUUUUCAUCGCCUGUCUACCUGUGGCCACCUGAAGGACUAAUUAAGGAUCUACAGAUGUUAUUAAGUCGUAUAUAAGGACGUGGAAGGCUUAAAUUAGGCAGCACCAGAGAGUCAGCUAGCAAGUACAUGAUUAAAAUAUAUAAGUGAACAAGAAAUUAAAAAAGUAAAUAUCAACAAUAAAAGUAAUGAAAAAAAUAAUAUAGAAAAAAAAGAAAUAAAAAGGUGAAAAUUUCGGAAGUGAAAAACAAACUUAAAAAAAUGAGUGAAAUGUGAACGAAAAUUUAAAAACUGAAUACCAACAACAAUAAAGUAACAAAAAAAAAUAUAUAUAUAAAAGAAAAAAAGGUGAACAUUUUGGAAACGAAAAAACAAACUUGAAAAAAUGAGUGAAAAGUGAAAAAAAAACAAAAAAAAAAACAAUCAACAAUAAAAAUGAUAAAAAUAAUGUAGAAAAAAAAAAGCUGAACAUUUUGGAAGCGAAAAAAUAAACUUGAAAAAACGAGUAAAAAGUGAACGAAAAUUUAAAAACUGAAUUUCAACAACAAUAAAAGUAACGGAAAAAAAAUCUAUAUAUACAUAAAAAAAGAGAAAAAAAGGUGAAAAUUUUGAAAGCGAAAAAACAAACUUGAAAAAACUAUAAAAAAGUGAAAAAAAAAACAAUAAUAAAAUAAAAAAACAAAUAUCAACAAAUCAAAAUGUCGUCACAAAACCCCAAACUCAAAUGCCGGGAGUGCGGACACGAGGCCCCCACCCAAAGCGCUUUACUGCAACACACACUCACCCACUCCGGGCUCGAGGUGUUCCGCUGCGCCCACUGCGACAAGAUGUUCACGCACGUUACCCCGUACAAAAAACACACUCGCCUCCAUUCCCGCGUCAACAAGUUCAAGUGCGAGGAAUGUGGCCGAGGGUUCCAUAUGCAAUAUUACCUCAACCAGCACUUACUGAGGCACAAAGGGGAGCGGAAUUUCGAGUGUCAUGUCUGCGGAAAACGGUUUGUCCUGCGCACGAAUCUUUGCCAGCACAUUAAGACACACGCAGGGGUUAAAAAGCAUAGAUGUGACGAAUGUGGGAAGGAGUAUUCGAGCAAGACUGCGUUACAAGACCACUCGGAAACGCAUACCGGGAUACGGAACUUUAAGUGCGACGAGUGCGGACGCUCGUACUUCAACCAACGCGCUCUGACCCAGCACAUCGCCGUCCACAAACUCCCGAAGACAUUUAAGUGCGACACCUGCGGCGACGCGUUCCGUAACAAGAGCGAACUGGACCAACACACGAACGUACACACGGGCGAUCGGAAGUACGUGUGCGCGGAAUGCGGGAAGUGCUUUCGGCAGAAGUCGGCGUACUCUCGACACCUGUUGACGCAUACGAAGGAAAAGCGAUUCCAGUGCGAUGAUUGCAAGAGGUGUUUCGCCGAGAAGGGGACGCUGGUUAAGCACAUCCCGGUCUGCCGAUCGCGUCGUCUAUACACAUGCGGCGAGUGUGACAAGUUCUUCCGAAGCGACGUGGAGCUUGCCAAACACUCCGAAUUCCACGAGAAAGCGCGGAAAUUCCACUGCGUCGUAUGCGAACAGUACUUCCCUGAUUCUGCCGCGCUAUCCUACCACAUCUGCACCAGGGUAACGCGACUGGCCUGCACGAAAACCGGCGAACCGCUCACGACGCAGCACAAGUGUAACCUCUGUGGGAAGACCUUCACUGAGGAGGGGAACUACACACGUCAUCUUGAGUUCCACGCCAAGGAUAGGCUAUUUAAGUGCCCAAAGUGUGCCAAGGGGUUCGUGUCGAGAGACCACUUGAACCGUCACGUGGUAAUACACUCAAAGGUCCGGGAUUAUGUCUGCGAGGAGUGCGGUGCGAGUUUUGUCCGUAAGAGCGACUUGAAGCUGCAUGGGGUGAGGCACUCUGGGGUGCGGAAGUUUGGGUGCGAGGAGUGUGGCCAAAGGUUCACGAGGAAGGUGAGUUUGACGAAUCAUCAGAGGAGGCAUUUUAGGGCUCUGGCGGCAGCGAAGAGCGGAACAGCGGACUGAACAGACAAGAUGAUGGGUGGAAUAGUGACUUGAGAUGAAAAUUAAAGGAAAAAGAGGAAUUAAAUGAUAGACCUAGGUUGAAAAAUUAGAGAAAAAAAGAGAUUAUGUUAAAGAUUACAUGGAAGAAUUGUUGUUUGAUAGAAUGAUAUAGAAAAUAAAGAAAAAAAAGGAUACUUGAUAGACUGAAGUUGUAAAAUGAAAGGAAAAUGAAGACUUGAAAUAGACAGAUUGAAAUUAAUGGAAGAAAUAAGUUAUUGGUGUUUAGAAGCAUAAGAUAAAGAUAAUUACUAUAGAGUGAAAACAUGAAGGAAAACAAAGGAAAACAGGACUAGAGAAAUGAGUUUGACGAUGUUUUAAUUGUGACCAAAUGUAUGUAUGUAUGUAUGUAUGUGUGUUUUAAUAUGUAUAUGUAUAUGUAUGGAUGAAUGUUUGUAUGUAUAAGAGAGAGAGAGAGAGAGAGAGAGAGAGAGAGAGAGAGAGAGAGAGAGAGAGAGAGAGAGAGAUUGGAGAAAAAUAUUAGUCUUUUUUUUAACUUUGGAGGAAAAAAUGAGAGAGAGAGAGAGAGAGAGAGAGAGAGAGAGAGAGAGAGAGAGAGAGAGAGAGAGAGAUCAAUAAAACCAGC